GUGAGAGAGAGAGAGAGUGCAUGCGUGUGUGUGUGUGAGUAGAGAUGGACGUGUGUGUAUGCUGUUUGAGUGCUCUGGUCAUGGCAGUACUGUAAGGAGAAUCAAAGUGCCCAGCUAGGGGGCCACUGAGUGUGAAUGACCGAGGAAGGUGCACUCUGGUCAGGAUGGCGCUCAACCGAGUGUCCCUGCUCUGCCAAGACAUCACCAGGUUAUGGCUACGGCUGAAAGUAACCACAGAUGAGAUCAUGCAGCAGGAGACCAGCCCCCUGUGUGCGGCCGACAUCGGGCCCGACCUGAGGAAACGCUUCGCUUUCCUCUCAGGAGGCCGCGGGGAGAACGGCAGUCCAAUCAUCAUCUUUCCGGAGUUUCCAGCGUUCGGUGAAUUGCAGGAGCAGGAAUUCCACAAUGUGCUGACGUACCUCACCAGCGUUCCCAGCCUCAGUGCGGCAGGAGUUGGCUUCAUCCUGGUCAUCGAUCGCAGGCAAGACAGAUGGGCAUCAGUGAAGGGGACCCUGCUACGCAUCGCGGGCGCGUUCCCAGGCAACCUGCAGCUGGUGCUGGUGUUAAGACCCACCACACUGUUCCAGAGGGCUCUCUCCGACUUCCUCUUUAAGCUGAACAAAGAUGAGUUCAAAAUGAAGGUGCCGGUGAUAAUGCUCAGUUCUGUGACUGAGCUCCAUAGUUACAUUGACCGGACUCAGCUGACACAGGAGCUGGGUGGAACUCAGGAGUACUGCCAUGAGAAAUGGAUCUCUCACCGCACCGCCAUUGAAGGCUUUGCUCUAAUGGUUAAAAAGACAGCUCAGACUCUCCAGUCGUUUGGCACUGAGCUGGCCGAGACAGAAUUGCCUAACGACGUCCAGGCCACUUCUAACCUCCUGACGAUUCACACUGAGAAAAAGGACAAAAUGAAGGAGGACUUAAAGAUUGCUCUGAGUCAAGGUGGGCGUCUGUUAGAGAGCAUUAAUGAGCCUCUAGUGAAAGACCCCGACUACACCAUGAACCAGGACGAACUGGAGAACCUGGCCACAGUGCAGAGACUCCUCGGACAGCUUGAUGAGACGGAGACAGCGUUUGAUGAUUUCUGGGAGAGACAUCAGACAAAGCUGGAACAGUGUUUACAACUCCGCCACUUUGAGCAAAACUUUCGGGAGGUGAGAACUCAGCUGGAUAUUGUGGCGGACAGGUUAUCAGGUUUCUCAGAGGUGGGCAUAAGCCCUGCCCACGGAGAACAUAUCCUCAAGGAGCUGACCAAUCAUGAAGAGAGAACCUGUGAGGUGUUGGACAGGGCCCUGUCUCUGGCAUGCGAGGGUGACGGCUUAAUUGAGAGUUCUCACUAUGCUGUGGACUCCAUUGUGCCUAAGUGUAGUGAGCUGAGAGCAGUCAGUGAGGAAAUCAGCUCCGUCCUCAAGGCUAAGAAAGCUCACCUGCUCAAAGCCAUGGAGCUACACCAGUGCCUUGACAAGGCCACUAAGUGGUGUGAUGAUGGUAUCUACCUGCUGGCAUCCCAGCCCGUGGAUAAGUGUCAAUCACAGGAUGGGGCGGAGUCAGCUCUUCAGGAGAUUGAGCGUUACCUGGAUACAGCCAAUCAGCACAAGCUCACUGACCUCAAUGCCAUCUGGAGGGACUAUGAAUCUGUACUCACAGCAGAGUUUAGAGAACAAGUGGAGAAGGUUUUCCAGAAGCAAGUGUCCAUGCAGGAGAUGUUUGAGAAGCGGCGGAUAAGCCUGAAGAAGCUAGCCGCUAAACAGACGCGUCCUGUCCAACCGGUCGCUCCGCGGCCGGAGGCCAUUCUCAAAUCUCCAGUGUCCUCUCCCUCACACAGAGAGAAAACCUGUCCGGAGGGUGAACUCAUCAAUGGAGGAGGCUGUAAAAGAGGAGACAGUCCCCUGCAUAACGAUGUCAGCAGACACCCAUCUCUCUCUGAGGAAGAGGAGAACUUGGCUGUCCUCAGACGGCAUGUCAUGAAUGAGUUGUUGGAGACAGAGAGAGCAUAUGUGGAAGAGCUCCUGUGUGUGCUGCAAGGUUAUGCGGCUGAGAUGGACAACCCGACCAUGGCUCACCUGAUACCUAACACACUCAUGCACAAGAAGGAUAUCCUUUUUGGCAACAUGCCAGAGAUCUACCAGUUCCACAAGAGAACUUUCCUCCGAGAGCUGGAGGCAUACACUGAUUGUCCCGAGCUUGUGGGUCGAUGCUUCUUAGAAAGAAUGACUGACUUACAGAUCUACGAGAAAUACUGUCAGAAUAAACCACGUUCAGAGAGUCUAUGGAGACAGUGCAGUGACUGCGCCUUCUUCCAGGAGUGCCAGAGGAAACUGGAACAUAAACUUGGUCUUGACUCCUACCUCCUCAAACCUGUUCAAAGAAUAACCAAAUAUCAGCUCUUGCUGAAGGAGCUACUGAAGUACAGUAAAGCUUGCGAUGGCGCUGAAGACCUGCAGGAGGCGCUCUCCUCCAUCCUGGGCAUUCUGAAGGCAGUGAAUGACUCCAUGCACCUCAUAGCCAUCACUGGAUAUGAGGGUAACCUGAGUGACCUGGGGCGGCUGCUAAUGCAGGGCUCUUUCAGCGUGUGGACGGAACAUAAGAAAGGUCACGCUAAGGUCAAGGACCUGGCGCGGUUCAAACCCAUGCAGCGUCACCUCUUCCUCCAUGAAAAAGCCUUGCUCUUCUGCAAAAAGAGAGAGGAGAAUGGAGAGGGCUACGAGAAAGCCCCAUCGUACAGCUUCAAACACUCUCUCAGUAUGAGUGCUGUGGGCAUCACGGAGAAUGCGAAAGGAGACAACAAAAAAUUUGAAAUCUGGUGUAAUUCAAGAGAGGAAGUGUACAUUGUGCAGGCAGCAACGCCCGAGAUCAAGACGGCAUGGGUGAACGAGAUCCGGAAGGUUCUGACGGGCCAGCUGAAAGCCUGCAGGGAAGCCAUCCAGCAGAAGAGUUCAGAACAAGCAGCUCAGUUGCCCACUGUCACCAGUGCACCUGUCAGUCUCAGUCCGUUUAAAAGUAACCAAAAGUCUGUGAAGAAAGGAGAAGAGAAAAAGACUGAACCGGCCACUGCUGACCAAACCUCAACAUCAUCUCCUAAAAAUACAGACAAAGUCAAAGAUGAGACAGUAACCAGCCCCACCACUGACAGGGCAGCUGUGGCUAAAAAACGUUUUACGUUACAGGGCUUCAGCAACCUAAAGAGUCAGAGAGGAUCACCCCCUAGUCCUGACCACAAAACCAAACGACAUGAGAUUAAGAGUGACCCAACGCCGUUUGGCUUUAGAGGAUUCAACAAAGCCUCUCUCUCUGUGGACGCCUCGGAAGAAAACGACGGCUACUCCAGCGCCGAGGACCCCUUGAACUCUGACCCUGAGGACGAUGGGGUCAAGAAGCUAUCCCCAGGCAAAUACGUAGUGGUGGCUGAUUAUGAUAAAGGCGGCCCCCAGGAUCUCACUGUGAAGAGUGGAGAUAUGGUACAGUUGGUCAAAGAGGGAGAAGAUGGACAAUGGUUUGUACGGAACCUCAAAACCAAUAAAGAAGGAUGGGUCCCGGCAGCUAACCUUCUCACACUGAUAGGAGAGUCCAAGUCUUCACAAUCUUUGACCAGCUCAGAAGGCAGCGGGUCAGGAAACCUAAGCACUUCAUCCAGCUGUAGUGAAACGUACACAAGCUUCUCUGAUAUCAAGCCCUGAGGGCCUUAGUCUACAUCGCCACCCGGUGGUGCUUCUUAUAAAUGCACUUUCCUCUGAGGACGCUCCCUUACUGAAGUCUGAACCAAAUCGACAGCAAAGGAGCAUCCGCAUUCCUGAGAGCAGAACCUGAGCUGACAUGAACCUUCAGCAUCACUCUGCUUGCUCACACACUAUUGUCUACAUCUGAUGUGAUGCUAAAAGGGAAUCUCCAGUACCCACGGCACAUUUUGUCUUUCCUAUAAAAAUGUUGAGGUGAAUGAUGGCAUUAUGUCUUUCAGAAUGACCUGAUACAUUUCGUGGAGGGGGAAAAAAACAACCUCUUCCCUUUGCAAAAACAACAACAACAAAAAAAAAAAACCCUGUGUUUUCAGUACUUGCUGUAUGAGAAAGUUCGAAGUAUUGUUAAACCAGUCAGUUCAGGCUUUCCCCUCUGUGUAAUUUUACACCUCUGCAAUAGCAUUAGUUGGAAAGAAGUGGGUCUUUUACAGAGAAAAAAAUGUUCCCAUUUUCUUUCAAACUGAAGGUUCUUGCCAAUAUGCUGUAUCACAAGACAAUUGAGUAUUGUGAAAGCUGAAAGGAUUGUUAUCAAACCUGGUCUAUUGUUAUUGAAAUUACUGUGAGCAGUUCUGGUGUUAACUGUGUGUAUUAAUCACAAACAAGUGUAUAGUUUAAAUUAUUUCCUGUAAAAGAAUAAGAUUUGUACAGAAUAUAUUAACUUUUACCUCAUUUUUUCCCUCAUUAAAGCGGUAUAUGUUGUAUAUGAACCACUGCGGUGGCUGUGUUUUCAUGAAUUGUUGUAUUGUCUAGAACUUGUAUUAAUUUUCUGGUCUGCACUACAUGUAUUUAAUAGUCUUUCAUCUCUCUGUGACUGAAAAUUGUAAACCUUUGUUCAAAAAUCGAUCAAUCGCUCAAAGCUAUACUGUCACAUCUGGUCAAGGUUUCUUAAAUUAUUGAGAGAGAAUUCAAAUGUAAAUUGGACAAUAUUUUGAUAACAAAUUCAAAUUUUGCAAUGUUGUUGCAUCCUUACACAAGGUCAGAUCUUCGUUUGUUCAGCAUAAUUGCCCUCUUAUUACUUAUAAAUGACAAUUAAUGUGUUUUGAAAAUGACUUUGACCUCAAAUCUGGCCCAAAAGAGGAUUCUAUUUUAACAUUUUUUUUAAUUACCCAUGUUAUCUUUCUAUUUUAUCAUCAGCGAGAUGAAAUCAACAUUAUUGUGUACUCCAUUCUAUGUACCACAUUGCCGCAUGUCUGUUUUUUCAUAAGGCAUAUAUUACGUGCUAAUGUUGAUCUUCUGGAAAAUUCAUGCAAAUUUACCUGUGUAUAUGUGUAAAUAUGUAUUUAAGAGGUUCUGAGCUGUAUGAAGAGAAAUCAAAGCUUGA
This is a messenger RNA of Chanos chanos (milkfish), 5055 nucleotides long. It is a transcript of the gene mcf2la, whose product is annotated as mcf.2 cell line derived transforming sequence-like a. Gene Ontology annotation, molecular function: protein binding; guanyl-nucleotide exchange factor activity. The record is from RefSeq and is a predicted model, not a curated record. Lineage: Eukaryota; Metazoa; Chordata; Actinopteri; Gonorynchiformes; Chanidae. Gene Ontology annotation, biological process: intracellular signal transduction; positive regulation of Rho protein signal transduction. Gene Ontology annotation, cellular component: cytoplasm.